CAUUCCUAAACAUCACACGCAAGCACUUUCACUUUCUUCGCAAUUUGUCGUGUUUUACAACUUUCGAUUUUCGUUCCCAAGUUAGCACAGUGUUAGAGGAAAUCUUAGACACAAUUCUGCUCCGCUGUCAUCGUCAUUUGAAUCUCAGCAAUGGGUAGCGCAACAUCAAAGGCAAAGAAAAACAGUCAAAAGGAAACAGAUCCACAGCGCCACCCGCCGUCUUCACGAGGUAAAACUCUGAGCGACACAAAGAAAAUCCUUCUUCUUCACAAAUCGGGCGAAGAGCAGCUCAAAGUCGUGAAGAAUUUCCGCGACGCUUUGACUAUAGCAGCGAAUGGCGGCAUUCGCGUGAUAAAUUCUGUCAACAUCGAUGAAGGAACAGAUAAUUUCGAAGGGCUUCCCUGGCUUGAACUGGAAUUAAACAACGUUAUUUUAAUCUGCCUAACGUCAGAGGCCAUCGUCCAGUUGGAAACUAUACUUCGUGAGAAGCGGCUGGCAGAUGAAAACGGCCACCUUCAUGGAAAAGUUUUCAGCGUUUCGUUUGGGGAAAACAUGUCUUCUGAAUGGCCACCGAAGGGGAUCAAACGAAGUACACUUAAUGCCCGAGAUUUCUACUUCGGGUUCGCAAACGUGGAAAAGUUACGGACGAAAGAUUUUGAAAAAUCGGAAAAAAUGAAUGCUCUUGUCGCCGCGAUCAAAGGAACAGAUUAGGACAGAACUGAUUCCCUUCGAAAGGAAUUUGUUUCUGUAAGUAUUUUUAAAGUCCUGAAUACCUCGUAUAAAAUUAGAAAUGAUCUUUACCUUCAAAAGGUGUCGGCUACAGCUUCUGAACUAUGGUCGCGGAACAGAAAUACGUGAUUAGUUACAUUUUUACAACGAACUAAGAUUUAGCGUAGAUUCAAGAGGUUUCGCGUUUACGAAUGAUUGUAAAAGACAGCCUGGAUUUUCGCCUAGUGUUUUGUUAUUUACGAGUUUUAUUAGAUUUUGAUAAAUGCUUCCCUUUUUUAUGCGUUGUCAGUUCAGAAAAUUUUUUAGUGAUUUUUACAAAAUUCUUUGUAUUCGUUAACCUAGGUAUAGAGAUCAUCUGAUUUAAAUUUAUGUCACCGAGUUUUGCAAUAAACCAAUGUUGAAGAGGA
Messenger RNA from Pocillopora damicornis (cauliflower coral), 1136 nucleotides. RefSeq lists its product as uncharacterized. Lineage: Eukaryota; Metazoa; Cnidaria; Anthozoa; Scleractinia; Pocilloporidae. The record is from RefSeq and is a predicted model, not a curated record.